Symphalangus syndactylus (siamang) is the source of this 3999-nucleotide messenger RNA. It is a transcript of the gene POU2AF1, whose product is annotated as POU class 2 homeobox associating factor 1. Lineage: Eukaryota; Metazoa; Chordata; Mammalia; Primates; Hylobatidae. Gene Ontology annotation, molecular function: POU domain binding; transcription coactivator activity; DNA binding. Gene Ontology annotation, biological process: positive regulation of transcription by RNA polymerase II. The record is from RefSeq and is a predicted model, not a curated record. Gene Ontology annotation, cellular component: RNA polymerase II transcription regulator complex.
GGAACAAGUAUUUUCUGGGCUGGGGGUUUGUCCUUCCGGCAAGAGAAGACAGCAAAGUCAAAGGCAGGGAAUUGCAUGGGUGUUUGGUGGUGCUUAGAGGGCACUGGGACCAGUGGUAGGAGGGCAGUGGGUGGUGAGGCUGGAAAGGAAGGCAAGGGCUCGAUUGUGAGAGGCCUUCUAGGCCUCCAGCUCUGUGGCUGAAGGGAAAGGUGAAUGCUUUGUAGGCCAGAGGACAGCAUGAUCAGGUCUAGGUGGUGCAAGAUGGCUCUGAGGCAGUAUGGCCGGCAGAGCAGCAAGGCCCCACACCUGCUCUAGGGGUCGUAGCCAAGGGGUCUUGACCCCAAACUGACCGAGUCCCUGGAGCCUGAGCAUGUGGACCUCAGAUAUGCCGUGGCAGAAGGCUUCCAAACUGGGAAGGAGCCGGUAGCCAACACCCUCUAUACUUCCAGAUGGUGAGCCCAUGACUUUUACUUAAAGAAGCUUCCUGUUAUCAGUGGGUGGUCACUCGCAGGAGGCCCUGUUCAUCCUGUGCCUACAAGCCCAGCUCCAGUCAAAGAGCACGGGCAUGUUCUCCUUUCUUCCCUGAGGGUUGGCCUCUUUCUCUGUGGGCAUAGCCGCCAUGAGAACCAGCGCCCCCAUAUUUCAGCAUGAUUAAGCCUUGCCAUUUUGGGGGUGGCUGGGGGCGAGGGGAGGGGCUAUUGUGUUUCAAAAUGGAAUAAACAGAAAAGCAAUAUUAAAAGAAUGAGGAGGUUGUUUACUGAGGCUUGAAGAGAUGACAGGUGUUUCCUCCCAGUUGAGAACCAGUGACCCCAGGGAAUCGCAUUUCCCGCUGAGCAGGCGCCCAUGGCGGGCUGAGUCCUGCCCAUGCCCUGGUGGCCUGGAAGCCUGCAUGGGCGCCGUGCAAAGACCAACGUUUUCCAGAGGAGCUUUUGGGCUCAUCACUGGCCUGGGGAGGGCUUGACACGGGGUUCCCACAUCUUGCCCCACACCACCUUCACACCCACACACAGCAGGUCCCCGCGGGGCCGGUGCAGGCCGUGGCUGCCCGAGCUGCGCUGUUGCUCUGUCCCAGCUGGCUGGCUCCGGGUGUGGAGCACUCUGGGCCGGGGCCGCUGGGGCGCGCACAGUGGGGUGACAGGCGGCCUGGCUGCAGAAACGUUGCACCGGUGCCUGAGGUGGGAGGAUGUGAUGACGCGGCCCACGCAGCGGGAACCCGGGCCUUUAAAAAGCCCAGGAAACAGCCUCAGCGCAAGCGGUGGCUCCACUGGAGGAAAACACACCCCGGUCUCACAUUAAAGAAGCCAAACUGUCGGCUUCAAAGAGAAAAGGCAACAUCCUGUCACAGGCCAUGCUCUGGCAAAAACCCACACCCCCGGAGCAAGCCCCAGCCCCGGCCCGGCCAUACCAGGGCGUCCGUGUGAAGGAGCCAGUGAAGGAACUGCUGAGGAGGAAGCGAGGCCACUCCAGCAGCGGGGCAGCACCUGCACCUACGGCGGUGGUGCUGCCCCAUCAGCCCCUGGCGACAUACACCACAGUGGGUCCUUCCUGCCUGGACAUGGAAGGCUCUGUGUCUGCAGUGACAGAGGAGGGUGCCCUGUGUGCCGGCUGGCUCUCCCAGCCCACCCCAGCCACCCUCCAGCCCCUGGCCCCAUGGACACCUUACACCGAGUAUGUGCCCCACGAAGCUGUCAGCUGCCCCUACUCAGCUGACAUGUAUGUGCAGCCCGUGUGCCCCAGCUACACGGUGGUGGGGCCCUCUUCAGUGUUGACCUAUGCCUCUCCACCACUCAUCACCAACGUCACGACAAGAAGCUCCGCCACGCCCGCAGUGGGGCCCCCGCUGGAGGGCCCAGAGCACCAGGCACCCCUCACCUAUUUCCCGUGGCCUCAGCCCCUUUCCACACUACCCACCUCCACCCUGCAGUACCAGCCUCCGGCCCCAGCCCUACCUGGGCCCCAGUUUGUCCAGCUCCCCAUCUCUAUCCCAGAGCCAGUCCUUCAGGACAUGGAAGACCCCAGGAGAGCCGCCAGCUCAUUGACCAUCGACAAGCUGCUUUUGGAGGAAGAGGAUAGCGACGCCUACGCUCUCAACCACACUCUCUCUGUGGAAGGCUUUUAGGGGUGGCUCCCACCUGAGUCCUGUUCCCUGAAACUGGGAUUUUAAAAUGAGCCUGGAAUUGAGCCCCAAGUUCAUGCUUGUUUGGAGUAGUCAUUUCAUAACUACACUUUCUAUGCACAGCUAGAAUUGUAGACCUGUAAACCUUCCUUCCCUUCUUCCUUCCCCUCCCUCCCUCACUUCCCCCCUCUCCCCCCCUUCCCUUCUUCCCCUCCCUCCCUUCUUCCUUUCCAACUCCUUCCUUCCUUUUCCUCCCUCCCUUCCUUCCCUCCUUCCCUUCUCCCUUUCCUUCUUUCCCUCUAUCCCUCCCUCGCUUCUUCUCUCUUCUUUUUUCAAUUCUGUUCCAUUUUGGGAGGUAAUUAUAGGGAUUUUAGCAAUAACAUUUUAUGUCAAAUGUUGCCAAGUCCGUGGUCCAUGGGCUUUCAUUUCUGUCACAUUUCAUUUCUUGGAAAAGGCCUCCUUUCUCCAGUGCCUGCUGAACCGUCUUAGGGUAACUCACACCCUCUGUCAUUUUAAGAUGUAUGUGGUGGCCGGCGGGAAGACCAGCCCUGACAGCACCUCCUGAGAAAGGCAGCCAAGGGCCUACCCUGAUGCCAGAGUCCUUGAGCUGUCAGUUCCCACAGUUGCUCCUUUGUUUGCUCUUCUCAGCAUCGGCCAGAUUUACAGUCCGGGCAGCAAAAUCUCAAGGCCUGGGGCUCAGAGUAGUAAGGGGUGGGGAGUGGGUGGCAGGGAGAAAAGAACAUCAGGGUGGGUGGGGACAGGCCAGUGACGAAGAGAGGGACAGAGGAGGGAUGGGAACAGGCUGUGCAUCUUAGUUGGAGAGAGGGGUGUGGGAGGAAGCUUGAGUUUGAUGUGGGGAGGAGGAAGGCUGAGGAAUGACUUGGCUCCAGAUUACUUGGUUAUUAAGAAUAAUAAUAAACUGAAAGAAAGCAUUGCUAGAAGAGGUGGUUUUGCUGCUCUCCUUGAGGAUACGUGCAAGGGAAGUUGGGCUGUUGUAAACAGGGUGAAGGGUGUGUUUGGCCAUUUCUGUCUCACGUCUUGGCCCUCUGCUGGUGCUGUGGAGGCCAAGACCCCAUUAAGCCUAAAGGUGACGGGUCCUUGCCUACGCUUAGUGCUACCAUGUGGGUUUCGUUUCUUUCCUUCCUUCCUUCCUUCCUUCCUUCUUCUCUUUUUCUCUUUCUUUCUUUCUUUUUUUUUUUUUUAUUGGGACAGAGUCUCACUCCAUUGCCCAGGCUGGAGUGCAGUGGUGCAAUCUUGGCUCAUUGCACCUCUGUCUCCCAAGUUCAAGUGAUUCUCCUGCCUCAGCCUCCCGAGUAGCUGGGAUUACAGGUGCAUGCCACCAUGCCCGGCUAAUUUUUGUAUUUUUAGUAGAGACGGGGUUUCACCAUGUUGACCAGGCUGGUCUCGAACUCCUGACCUCGUGAUCCACCCGCCUCGGCCUCUCAGAGUGCUGGGGUUACAGGCGUGAGUCACUGCACCCAGCCUUUUACCAUGUGGGCUUCUUUAGUGUCUUAAAAGCAUCCAUAAGCCACCAUUCUGUGGAGCCAAGGCCCCCUCCACCCAAACACCCUCCCUCCUGGGGACUUCCGGAGCCUCAGCCAGAAGUACCAUUAGGUUUAAUUUUAAUUUGUUUUGCUGGAGAAACAUCAGGUUUGUACGAGACUGAGUUGUUAGCAGGUGUGCUUAGCUCUUGAUAGCGAACGUGUACCUUGGGAACUGGCUCAUCCACCUGCUAAUAGCACCAUCGUCACUAUUAAGCAGAUAUUUCAGUUGGUAGAAUCCAUGUAGAAGUCAUGGACUUUUCUGGGAAAUGCCUUUUCUGGGAAAUGACAGUUUCUUUGACAUAUUUUCUUUGCCCACUUUAAAUAAAAACUCUGGAGAAA